UCCCAGCACCUGCGGGAUGCUGCAGGCACCCCCAGCACGGUGGGGACCCCAGCAGGGAUGUGCACUUGGGACGCCCUGCUGCAACGCCAGGUCUCGGAGCGGGGGGCCCACAGCCCUCCCGGGGGUGGCCGGGCGAUGUCCCUGCGUCCCCAGUGUCCCCAGGAGGCCACUGCCCCGUUCCCAUGGCUCGCCCGGCAGGACGCUGACCCGCCUGCUGCCUCUCCCUGCCUGCCAGGACGCCAGCCCGGCCCUCGCCCGCGUCCCCGCCGGCCCCCCGCAUCCCCACGGGACGGGCAGGGGCCCCGCGGUGGAUGCCCUCCCCCCCCCGGCCCGGCAGCAGUUCGACAUGCUCUACAAGAUCGAGGACGUGCCCCCCUGGUACCUCUGCAUCCUGCUGGGCUUCCAGCAUUACCUGACCUGCUUCAGCGGCACCAUCGCCGUCCCCUUCCUGCUGGCCGAGAGCCUGUGCGUGGGCAAGGACCAGCUGACCGUCAGCUACCUCAUCGGCACCAUCUUCACCUGCGUCGGCAUCACCACCCUCAUCCAGACCACCGUGGGCAUCAGGCUGCCCCUGUUCCAGGCGAGUGCGCUGGCCUUCCUCGUCCCCGCCAAGUCCAUCCUGGCGCUGGAGAAGUGGCGGUGCCCGCCUGAAGAGCAGAUCUAUGGCAACUGGACGCUGCCGCUCAACACCUCCCACAUCUGGCAGCCCCGCAUGCGAGAGAUCCAGGGGGCCAUCGUGGUGUCCAGCCUGGUGGAGGUGGUGAUCGGGCUGCUGGGGCUCCCCGGGGCGCUGCUCAGCUACAUCGGGCCGCUGACCGUCACCCCCACCGUCGCCCUCAUCGGCCUCUCCGUCUUCCAGGCCGCCGGCGAGCGGGCCGGCUCGCACUGGGGCAUCGCGGCGCUGUCCAUCGUCCUCAUCGUGCUGUUCGCCCAGUACCUGAGGAACGUCACCAUCCGCCUGCCCGGGUACCGCUGGGGACGGGGCUUCGUCCUGCUGCGCGUGCAGAUCUUCAAGAUGUUCCCAAUCAUCCUGGCCAUCAUGGUGGUGUGGCUGCUCUGCUACCUGCUGACGCGCACCGGCGUCUUCCCCAGCAGCCCCGAGGAGUACGGCUACAAGGCCAGGACGGACGCGCGCGGGGAGAUCCUCUCGGUGGCACCCUGGUUCCGUGUCCCCUACCCCUGUCAGUGGGGGCUGCCCACGGUGACCUCGGCGGCCGUGCUGGGCAUGUUCAGCGCCACGCUGGCCGGCAUCAUCGAGUCCAUCGGGGAUUACUACUCCUGCGCGCGGCUGGCGGGAGCGCCCGCUCCCCCGGUGCAUGCCAUCAACAGGGGCAUUUUCACAGAGGGCAUCUCCUGCAUCAUUGCCGGGCUGCUGGGAACCGGCAACGGCUCCACCUCCUCCAGCCCCAACAUCGGCGUGCUGGGCAUCACCAAGGUGGGGAGCAGGAGGGUGAUCCAGUACGGCGCCGGGAUCAUGAUCGUCCUGGGGACCAUCGGCAAGUUCACCGCGCUGUUCGCAUCGCUGCCCGACCCCAUCCUCGGCGGGAUGUUCUGCACGCUGUUCGGCAUGAUCACGGCCGUCGGCCUCUCCAACCUGCAGUUCGUCGACAUGAAUUCCUCCCGCAACCUCUUCGUGCUGGGCUUCGCCAUGUUUUUCGGGCUGACGCUGCCCAACUACCUGGAUUCCAAUCCCAAGGCCAUUAACACAGGCGUCCCCGAGCUGGACCAGAUCCUGACGGUGCUGCUGACGACCGAGAUGUUUGUGGGGGGCUCCAUCGCCUUCAUCCUGGACAACACCAUCCCGGGGACGCGCGAGGAGCGGGGACUGGUGCAGUGGAAGGCGGGCGCGCACGCCGACAGCACGUCCUCGGCCAGCCUGAAGAGCUACGACUUCCCCUUCGGGAUGAGCGCGGUGCGGAGGUGCCGCUGGCUGCGGCACGUGCCCAUCUGCCCGCUCUUCACCGGCUUCAGCUGGCGGCCGAGGAAAAGCCACGCGGCGGCCGAGGGCGCGCAGGACGGCGCCGACGGCCUCGUCGUCUGCACCAAGGUGUGAGCGGGACCCGGUGCGCCUCGGCCCCCGCUGCUGGAGGGCACGGGGUGGGGAAGAGCCGAGCCAAGCGCCUGCGGUCGCACCAGGCAGCAUCGCUGGGGGGCUGCGAGCAGCCCCCAUGGCCAGUCCAAGGCUUCUUUCGCUCGUCCUGAAUGCGGGGCUGGGGGAAUUUGGUUGCUUUUUGGGGUCAUCACUGGCUUGGCUUUAGCUAAACCUAGCGUGCAGAGCCCAUCCUGGGGGUCCUGCGGAUGGCAGAGCUCCCCAGGCGCUGCCCUCAGCACCACCAGCCCCCGUGCUAUUGCCCCAGCUCAGCCUCCUGCUGGCUUGAGACGUGAUCAAAGCUUUGCUGAAGCCCGGCAGCUCUGGUCAGAGGCGCUGGGACCAGCCAGGGCCAAGGACUUCACACCACGGCCCCGGCUGCAGCAGGGCUGCACAGCGGAUGCAGUCGGCUCAGUGCUGGGUACGGCGAUCAGACCGCUCUAUUUUAAGAUUCUGCAUUAAAAAA
This is a messenger RNA of Oxyura jamaicensis (ruddy duck), 2555 nucleotides long. It is a transcript of the gene SLC23A1, whose product is annotated as solute carrier family 23 member 1. Gene Ontology annotation, biological process: transmembrane transport. Gene Ontology annotation, molecular function: transmembrane transporter activity. The transcript has 14 exons. Lineage: Eukaryota; Metazoa; Chordata; Aves; Anseriformes; Anatidae. Gene Ontology annotation, cellular component: membrane. The coding region runs from base 17 to 2053 and encodes 678 amino acids. The record is from RefSeq and is a predicted model, not a curated record.